AUGGAGUUCGAAACGUUGUCCAAGGAGGGCGGGUACCGCGUGUGCAUCGACAUGGCGUUCGACGACCUCAUGCUGGAGAAGGCGCAAGCUAGCUUAGUGCAGCAGGUCCUUUACGCAUACGGCACGAAUCGGAAGGCUGCUCAGCCGUGUCGUGUGACGUUGAGCGGGAUGGGACCGAUCAUGACCGCGAAGGUGAACAAGCUGCAAGGUUUCGACACGUGGCUUGGGAUGACCACUGACUCGCGCUGUUACACCGAGAUCUUCGACAAAGAGGAGCUGAUAUACCUUAGCGCCGAUUCGCCAGCCACCAUCACCCAUUUAGAAAAGGGCAAGGUGUACAUCGUGGGGGGUCUGGUCGACAGGAACGCGCACAAGGGACUGUGCUACGAGAAAGCCAAGAAACAAGAGAUCGUGACGGGCAGGCUCCCUCUCAAGAAGGAAGACUUGUAUGGAGCCCACAGCAAGGUCCUAGCAACAAACCACGUGUUCGACAUCCUAGUCCGGGCGAUGGGAAACGGGGGCGACCUUGAGAAAGUUGAGAAGAAGGCCUUACCUCCCCGCAAGCGUGCGAACUGGACUGGCGGUGAUGACCGAGGCCCAUCCAGCAUGCCUAUCCGCAAACAGAAAUCGGAGAAACCCGACGAAACAUCUGCGGAAUCCGACCGCAACAGUCCGGAGUUGGGAGUAGCGGGAAAGGAGGGAGAACGGGCAGCAGGGGCGGACCCUGGUGGUGAGAGUAAGGAGGGGUCGACAACAGCGGGAGAUAACAACGAGAAGAGCGGGGAGGGGGGCGAGAAGGUGGACGCGGGAGUUGAAGAGGAGAAGAUUGAAACCGGGGUGAAACGGGUGCUAGACGACGGGUGUAGGGAGGAGACAUCCUCCUCUGGUCUGGACGCUAAGCGCAGGAAUUCGCAGUCCGCAGGUCCAGAGUGAAUGCCGGUGACUCGACGGAGGAAGCCAGAGGAGAGUUUAACGGAAUAACAGGGGGAGUGGGAGGGGUGAGGA
This is a messenger RNA of Ectocarpus siliculosus, 1005 nucleotides long. The record is from the annotation of a GenBank genome assembly. Lineage: Eukaryota; Phaeophyceae; Ectocarpales; Ectocarpaceae.